Messenger RNA from Cuscuta epithymum, 2065 nucleotides. The record is from the annotation of a GenBank genome assembly. NCBI's taxonomy places the organism in Eukaryota, Viridiplantae, Streptophyta, Magnoliopsida, Solanales, Convolvulaceae.
CAUCCCCUCUCCCUCCAACCAUUGAGCUCGACCAAACCAUCCAAGGGAGAGAGAAGGAGCUUCAAAAUCACCUCCAUUGCUGCAAAUUUGAGCUCAAGCUUUAGUGCUCAAAGGAAGAAGAUUAAAGAGGGAAAAAGUUGGGAAAAGUGUGAACAAUUAAGGCACUUGUAAAGGGUAUUUCAAGUGAUUUCACAAAGUUGGAAAAAGUCGUCGGAGUUGUCGCCGGAGUUGACCAAGUCGCCGGAGUUUCACCGGAGUUCAACCAAGAAGGGUAGAACUUCUUAACGCUAGUUCAAGGUUGAAGCUAGGGCUUGCUACUUGCACCUUCUCACGGGUGAUAUCAAAUCAGGAAGACGUGGGAUUAAUGCCUGCUUUGUAUGAGACAUUUCCAGAUGUUGAGCAUAGAAGAUGUGCGAGACACAUAUAUGCAAUAUGGAGAAGAGGCCACCCUGGAAUUGAAUUACAAAGAGCAUUUUGGAAGUGCUGCAAGUCUGCUUCCAAGAGGGAGUUUGAAGCAAACCUAGAAUGCUUGAAGUCUCUUUCUGCUUCUGCACAUGAAGACAUUCUCAAGGUAGAUCCUAAGUUCUGGUGCAGAGCUUUCUUUAAUAGAAGCAUUAAGUGUGAGACUGUUGAUAAUAAUUUAUGUGAAGCCUUUAAUGGAGUUAUAGUUCCAGCUAGAUCUCUAUUAGGUUAUUCCCAGUUGGAGUAUAUGAGGAAAUUGGUCAUGCAAAGACUGAACAAGAAUAGAGAAUUAGGACAUAAGUGGAUUGGGCAGUUAGGGCCUAGAAUUAGAAGGAGGAUCAAUAAAACAAUACAAGCAAGCAACUAUUGGAGGGUGCAAUUUAAUGGAGCAGAUGGCUAUGAAGUGUCAUGUGGGUCUGAGACUUAUCUUGUGGACUUGGACAAUAGGAGUUGUCUAUGUGAGCAGUGGGAUGUUUCUGGGAUCCCCUGUAAACAUGCAAUUUGUGCCAUUAGGGAUAGAGUUCAUCCAAUUGAGGACUAUGUCUCUCUAUGGUACAAGAAGGAAAUGUAUACUCACACUUAUUCUGAGAUGAUGACACCCAUAGCUGGCCCUUUAUUCUGGCCAAAGACUGACUUGAAAGUGUUACCUGCUGAGUUGAAAACAAAAGAGAUGGGAAGGCCUAGGAAAAAUAGAAUAAAAGAAAUUGGGGAGUUUGCUUCUAGUGGGAAGUUGCCAAAGAGAGGCACAGCCAUGACCUGUCAGCUAUGCUUCAAAAAAGGGCACAACAAAAAAGGGUGUCCUUCAAAAGAGGUGAUUAUGCAAGGCUCAACUACUUUCCCAAGUGAAAUUCAAGGUGACAGUGGUAACACUGGUGUGAUGGAUCAGACCCCUCCUGAUGUGCAACCUGGGAGUUCCAACCCACCAAAAAGAACAUGUGGAAACUGCUCCCAACCUGGGCACACUAAGAACAGGUGUCCUAACAAGAAUAUCUUAAUUCAGGAAAGUAACACUGCAUCUAUGACUACACAAGAAGAAAAUGGAGGUCCAAGUAGGUUGCAAGCAUACUUGUGUGACACGCAGGGUACAAUUGAAACAACCACUAAUGGUGUAUUUGAGUUCAGGGGGCAAAGAUCAAUAAGUGCUCAAGGUUUGGAGAGACUUAGAGCAAGGAAGGCUAAGGAGAGGAAUGUGAAUGCUCAAAGUUUAAGGAAAAGGCAUGCUGAGGAUGUGGAACCUACUGGGACUUCAACAACUGCACGCCAAAGGUUUAAUGAGCUGUAUGAUUCCAUGGAAGGCAAUGCUGGGCAGUAGACUCUGAAGUUAUGGGUGUAACCAUGUAGUAGUUGAUGCAACAAUAUUUAAUUACUAGCUAGGAAGAUCCUACUACAAGUUUUUCAUAUAUCUUGGUGGUGUUUUGGAUCAUAUGCUUUUUUGAGAUGUAUUAAGGGUACAUGCUUCAAAGUAGUUUAUGGUAUUGCUAAUGUACCUUAAGUAGUGACUUUAGAGCUAGCUACUGUAUUUUGGUAUCUUGUUUGUGUGGUCUGUGUGCCACUUAUGGUUGCAGGAAAAGCUCUUAUCUGGUUGUUGUAAACUACUUCAGGA